AUGGAAUUCUCCGACGAGAGGUCAUCGGAUGGCAAAGUUUGGGGCUUAUUCAAACUUCCAUUCCGGAAUCAGCACUCGACUAAGACGUCGUCUUCCUCUGGUUUUACUCAUUAUAAUCAGCAGCAACAGAGUUACAAUAAUCAUAAUAAUAUUGAUGAUAAUUCUCAGGUGGAAGGACCAAGGGCUCAUGGUUCCAGCUCGGUUUCUUCUGUUGCCAGAUCUCUGCUCCCGACUCGACGUCGUCUCAAGCUAGAUCCCGCUAGCAAGCUCUAUUUUCCUUGUAACAACUCUGUCUUCUGCAUCUCUUUUUAUGAAAUUUGA
Molecule: messenger RNA, 321 nt
Organism: Fraxinus pennsylvanica
Lineage: Eukaryota; Viridiplantae; Streptophyta; Magnoliopsida; Lamiales; Oleaceae
Source: the annotation of a GenBank genome assembly